Mangifera indica (mango) is the source of this 2235-nucleotide messenger RNA. Its product is annotated as transcription termination factor MTEF18, mitochondrial-like. Lineage: Eukaryota; Viridiplantae; Streptophyta; Magnoliopsida; Sapindales; Anacardiaceae. Gene Ontology annotation, cellular component: chloroplast. Gene Ontology annotation, molecular function: double-stranded DNA binding. The record is from RefSeq and is a predicted model, not a curated record. Bases 220 to 1992 code for a protein of 590 amino acids. The transcript has a single exon. Gene Ontology annotation, biological process: chloroplast organization; regulation of DNA-templated transcription.
UAUUUUUUAGCCUUCAUCUUCGGAAGCCCUCUGUGAUUAAAACCCUAGACCCAUGAAAGCGGGUGAAUCUUCCUGCGAAAGCUUCGGCCUUUCUUUCAAAUUACCGCUAAACCCGACAGACACAUAUAAAACUCCGCGGUAAGAUACUGCAUAUUCAGUGUUAUCCUGCUUAGUUUUUCCUUUAUUAUAAUUUUUUAUGUAUAUUUCAUCACAGUAGUUAUGACCCAUUUGCAGAAACUCAAAACAGCAUCUAUUCUCAAAUGGGUUUCUUUAAAUUUAGUUGAAAACUUCAUUUCUAUAUCAAAGAGUCCAUUUUGGCCAUCUGGGUCUGUUUACAUUCGUCACAACCGUAGACUUUAUGGAACAAAAAGAGGAGCUGAGAAUGAAAAUAUUGAAAAUACAGUUAGAAUUUCACCAGCUAGUAGUGAUUGUAAUGAUGUUGUCAAACUAUCUUCUGCUGCUUGGAAGGCAGCUCAAGCGGCAUUGUUGGAAUAUUUGCACUUGACUAGGAAUUUACAGUUCUUGGAUGCUGAGAAUAUGAGCAAAAACUCACCGUAUUUUGUUGAAAAGCUGUUAAAACGUGUGGUUAAGGAGUUGGAUUUGAAGGAGAUUUUUUCUCGGUUUUUGCGGUAUCAUCCUAUUAAUGAAUUCGAGCCUUUCUUUGAGAGUAUGGGAUUGAAACCUAGUGAAUAUAGUCCUUUUCUUCCGCACAAUUUGAUGUUUUUGAGUGAUGAUGAUUUAUUGCUAGAGAACUAUUAUGUUUUGUGUAAUUAUGGCAUUGAGAGAAAAAAGUUAGGAAAGAUCUAUAAGGAGGCCCGGGACAUUUUUCAAUAUGAUUUUGGAGUGCUGUCAUCGAAGCUUCAAGCGUAUGAGAAACUGCAGCUUAGCAAGAGUUUUAUUGGUAAAGUUAUUGUCUGUAGUCCUUAUAUCUUGAUUGGGGAUGUAAAUAUGGAGUUUCUUAAGGUGUUAGAGACAUUGAAGAGUCUAGGAGUUAAAUUCUGUUUGAUUGAGGAGCUUUUGAUCGAACAGAAUUCAUAUAAUUGGACUACAAUGCUUAGGCUUUUAAGCCUAUUUAGCAAGAUGGAUUUUAGUGAGAAGCAGUUAGGUACAUUGAUCCGGCAACAUCCAGGACUGCUCUUAGAGGAUUCAGGGGAUGGAGCGCUUACUCUGAUUGGGCUUCUGUUAAAAUUUGGGUCUACUCUGGAUGAAAUUUGUUUGACAUUUCUUCAGUUCCCACAAAUUCCAGUGCGAAGAUUUUUCACAAAUUUGAAGGACUGCUUUCUGUUUUUUUUCGAUAUUGAAAUGCAGGUGGAUGAAAUUGGUAAGAUCUUCCGACAUCAUUUUUUGUUGCUGGGUACAUGUACAUUAAAGAGACCUAAUAGCAUUUUGCAGAUGUUGAAUGUUGGGAAAAAACGACUUUGUGAAUACAUCCAGGAGGAUCCUAACAAUCUGAAAAAUCUAGUUAGGGGUUCAAAAGUUGAGCGAUUACCUAGCUCACGAGAGAAAGAAAGAACUCUAAAGGUGAAGUUCCUGGAGGACGUUGGAUUAAUACAGAAUCCGAAUGAAGCGGAAAGAACAGUCAAGCUUUUUCGAGGCAGAGGAGAGGAGCUUCAGGAGAGAUUUGAUUGUAUUGUGAAGGCUGGCUUAGAUAGAGAGGAUGUCAUAGAAAUGAUUAGAGUGUCCCCUCAAAUUAUUAACCAGAAAAAGGAUGUCAUACAAGCAAAAAUUGAUUUUCUUGUGCAUGAUUUGGGUUAUCCCAUAUCAUCUUUACUGUCAUUCCCAUCAUAUCUAAACUAUACAAUGCAGAGGAACAAGCUUAGGUUAUCAAUGUAUAGUUGGCUUACAAAACAAGGGAAGGCAAAACCUUUGUUGGCCUUGAGUACUCUAAUUUCAUGCUCAAAUAACACAUUUAUGAAGCGGUAUGUAAAUCAGCAUCCGGAAGGCCCUCAAGUUUGGCAGGAUUUGAAGAAACAAUAUUUUUCUGAGCAGUAGAAGUAUGUUGUUGUAAUUUGUACUUCAUUGAGUGCUGACAUUUAUUGAUCCAAGUUGUUGCUGACAAGAUUCAAGAUUUUGUUGCUCUACAUUGAGAGAUUAACUGUUAUUCGACUAUGCAUAAAUGUUUAAUUAAUCGUCAAAAGUAGCUUGCGUAGAACGGUGAUAAAUGAAUAGUACUUGAAGAGUUUACUGAGAAUGUAAGAAGAGCUCAUCAAUUUAACAGCAGUAUUUAUUCUUUUA